Molecule: messenger RNA, 1229 nt
Organism: Sinocyclocheilus anshuiensis
Lineage: Eukaryota; Metazoa; Chordata; Actinopteri; Cypriniformes; Cyprinidae
Product: arginine and glutamate-rich protein 1-A-like
Exons: 4
Coding region: 258-1022 (254 amino acids)
Cellular component (GO): mitochondrion; nucleoplasm
Molecular function (GO): cadherin binding
Source: RefSeq, a predicted model, not a curated record
CUCGGCAUCAGCCCGGACAUUUCCGAUAAGAGCCGAACCCGUUGCAUUCUGGGAAAAGGAAGACUGGAGGCGGUCGCCAUAUUGUUUGAUUCCGCAGAUUCACUGGAGCAGAAAACAGCCAAAUUUCUGAUUAAACGAGCUUAUAUUAAACAAUUACACAGGUAGCCGUCACAUAAUAUUACACGAGGUCGCUGCAGACCGUGCUGCACUCAUAAGACCCUCUUUAGCGGUUUCAGUCGGAUUUAUUCGUGCAGAAUAUGGGUCGCUCCCGGAGCCGCAGCGCGUCCCGUUCCAAACACUCAAAACACAGCCGCAAACGGAGCCGCUCCAGAUCCAAAUCCAAAUCCAGCAAGAAAAGGAGCAGGUCAAAGGAACUGAAGAGGAGCAGAAGGUCCCGCUCGAGGUCAGACAGCAGGAGGGACAGAGGUGGCUCACCCCCCGACCGAACCGACAUGUUCGGCCGGACACUGAGCAAGAGAAACACCGACGAGAAACAGAAGAGAGAAGAGGAGGAGAGGAGAGCAGAGAUAGAGAGCCAGAGUCAGAUCCGUCAACAGGAGAUCGAGGAGCGUCUGAUUGAGGAGGAGACGGCGAGGCGCGUGGAGGAGCUUGUAGCACGGCGUGUAGAGGAGGAGCUUGAGAAGCGGCGUGAUGAGAUCGAGCAUGAGGUGUUACGGCGGGUAGAGGAGGCCAAGCACAUCAUGGAGGCACAGCUUUUGCAGGAGCUAGAGAGGCAGAGGCAGGCUGAACUGAACGCCCAGAAAGCCAGAGAGGUGGAAGAAAAAUCCAAGCGAGAGGAGCUGGAGAGAAUUUUGGAAGAAAACAACCGAAAGAUUGCUGAUGCUCAGGCAAAGCUGGCUGAGGAUCAGCUACGUAUUGUGGAAGAACAAAGGAAGAUCCACGAGGAACGCAUGAAGCUAGAGCAGGAGAGGCAGAAACAACAGAAAGAGGAACAGAGGAUGAUAUUGGGGAAGGGCAAGUCCCGACCUCGUCUCUCCUUCACUCUCAAAGCAACAGAGUGAUUUCUCUUCUCUUCUGAUGUGUGCUUCAUGUUGAAGUGAAUUGGAGUCUCAAAGAGAGGUCUGCCCUGUGCGCUCUGCCCACAAAAAAAACAUUUGAAUCCUCACGCUUCAAAACCGGACUUGCAGGCACCACCACAGACGUACAGAUCAGCUGUCGUCUUUUGCUUUUUUCAGUGUGUUGUAUUGAUAUUGCACACCGUUAUGCUG